Podarcis muralis (Common wall lizard) is the source of this 2508-nucleotide messenger RNA. It is a transcript of the gene TSLIG1, whose product is annotated as zinc finger and BTB domain containing 8 opposite strand. Gene Ontology annotation, cellular component: tRNA-splicing ligase complex. NCBI's taxonomy places the organism in Eukaryota, Metazoa, Chordata, Lepidosauria, Squamata, Lacertidae. The record is from RefSeq and is a predicted model, not a curated record. Gene Ontology annotation, biological process: tRNA splicing, via endonucleolytic cleavage and ligation.
CUUUUUGCCAGGUCGAUGUGUAGGUCUAAGAAUUAAAAGCCCAAAAUUUCAAAUUGCCGCUUUUCAGGGGAGGGGGGAGUACUAAUAAAGCAGCAUGGAUACAGAUAUACAAAUAUGAUACAGAUAGAUCUGUAAUGAAGGGAACUGUUCCUUUAAAUGCGGGCUUGGCUGCGGCUGACAUGUUUUAGACAGGAAGGAGGCCAUCUUUCGCCUCUUCUGUCCUAAGAGGAGGAAGUGAAUUGAAUUUUGCAUGGCAAAAGCAGCAAGCCAUGGCAGAUAACUACCGGGACUACAACUUGACAGAGGACCAGAAAAUCGUUAAGACGAAGUACCCUCCUCUCAAUAAGAAGUAUGAAUAUCUGGAUCAUACUGCUGAUGUGCAGUUGCAUGCCUGGGGAGAUACCUUGGAAGAAGCAUUUGAACAAUGCGCCAUGGCCAUGUUUGGAUACAUGACGGAUACAGAGACGGUUGAACCUCUGGACACAGUAGAGGUGGAAGCAGAGGGACAUGACAUGCUGUCUCUUCUCUUCCACUUUCUGGAUGAGUGGCUUUAUAAAUUCAGCGCCAAUGAGUUUUUCAUUCCCAGGGAAGUUAAAGUGCUCCACAUUGACCGAAUAAGAUUCAGAAUAAGAUCUAUUGGGUGGGGAGAAGAGUUCUCUUUGCCCAAGCAUCCCCAGGGCACAGAGGUCAAAGCUAUAACCUAUUCAGCAAUGCAGAUUCAUGAGGAUGAAACACCCGAGGUCUUUGUCAUUAUUGAUAUCUAAACAAAGUACCACAAAAAACUGCUUCACCCUGGUUUAUCUACCAGAAGUGCUGUACAUCCUAAUUGAAGUGUUUGUCCUCCUGGAAAUGAAUCGGCAGAGGGCUAAAUGAACCAAAGUGGUGAGGAGCAUCAGGUUGGAUGUAGCAGCUUGAAUAGAAGACUCCCGAGUAAUGUCCAGCUCUACUCUGGUGGGAGACUAAUAUUCUUUAGUGAAAGGAAAUGCAGGGAUUUAAGACUAUUCACUCUCUUCUGUCUUAAUAAUACUACCUCUUCUAUUGCUUCUUUUGUCAUUUAUAGCCCAUUGUGAAAUACCCAUCAUAAAAUGCUGCUUUCCUCCAGUGAGAAGUUGCCAGGAAAUUAGCCUAAAUCCUCUCCCCUUACAAAGCCAUUUGAAACAGUAGUCUGAUGCCGUCAUAAUGUUCCCAGUCACCUUCAGCCACGGUUAGGAGAUGACAGAAGCCUGCCUCCCAGGCUUCCUCUUCUCCUGUUCAUGUGUUAGUUCCCACCAACAACACUAUGGUUUUCCCUAGCAGAUAGGUUGUUCCAGAACAUAGUUACAAAGAAAAUCCUGGUUAGCGUUCCUGAUUAAUGCUGCUUCAGACAUUACACUACACCAGGCAUCCCCAAACUUGGCCCUCCAGAUGUUUUGGGACUACAGUUUCCAUCAUCCCUGACCACUGGCCCUGUUAGCUAGGGAUGAUGGGAGUUGCAGUCCCAAAACAUCUGGAGGGCAGAGUUUGGGGGUGCCUGCACUACACCAUGGUUAGAGCUGUAGUGGCUGAUGAGGCACGUUUGCUUGGCUGGCUUCCUAACAGCAGGUUGCUGGUGCUUAUCAGAGGGUGAGGUGUGGGGAGAUUGGGCUGGUGUGGCACAUGGCAGUGGAUCCAAGCUCCCUACCUCAGUCCUCCCCUCUCCUCAGCGACCUGCAGUGUUGGCAGGCCAGGAGAACCAAGAUACCCCACCUGCACUGCCUCACCAACUGCUGCUGGUUAAACUAAACCAUGGAAUGGAGAAGGGAAUUCAUGCAUGCUGGGGAAAAGGGAGCUUCGCAGUCAAUGCCACACUCCCAAUGCCUUAACCACAGUUAAAGAUCAGAGCUAUUAUGUCUCCACUGAAAGGAAAGAGGAAAGGAAAGGAACAGAGCACACAAACAAUUGCCCCCCACUCCCGAGGAGCAGCAUUUGUUUUUGACAAUCUAUAUGAACAUACACACAUAACUUGAAUUGCAGACUUAACACACACAACUUGUGAUUGAAACAACGGGUCCCAGUCUUUUAUAAGCAGCAUUUGUUUCAUGGGGCUUGCAGAGGAGCAUAUCUUGGUGGCAGGUGUCUUACACUGGGCCAUCCCUUUGCACCAUGAUACAAAUCCAGCAUUUUUUGUCAGGAGAGGGUACAAAAUAUUUCUAGAAGGCAGCCUUCGUCAAUGUCCAUCAGUCUCAGCUAGCAUGGCUUUGCAGGCUGAGGCUGAUAGGCCUUGUAGUUCAAAACGGCUGAUGGGCUGCAUAUAAGAAGAGAAGACAUCAUAAGAGGUGUAGACAGAGUGGUACUCUGUGUUAAUUUGUGUGUGAUUUCAGUUUUGAUGUGUUCCACUUAGCUCUACAAUUGUGUGAGGUUAUUGGUGUAUUGAUUGGAGUAGGCACCCAUCUAUUUACGUAAAUGACAGAAAAAGGAGAAUCUUGGUUUUAAUUUAAAAGACUAUUUUUAAAAAACAUGUAAAAAUAAAAUCCAUUUUACAAAACGUAA